GAAAACAGUGACACUACACAGGAAAACUCCUCAGACAGCAUAGACAUGUCUCUGAAAGACUCCACAGAACUCCCUUUGAUGUCCAAGGUUCCCAGUGGCAAAGUGACCUGUCCAAUUUGUCAGCAGCUGAAUCUCACAGAAUGUAUUGAAGCCCGUGCAAGCUUCUGUGGUGAAAGGUAUUUCUCCAAUGUCCCCUGUUCUUACAAAAGAGAAUUUUCCAACAUUGGAAAGCUUUUUUUUUGCUGUGUUUUAUAUCCUAAUAUGACUAAACCUUGCCACGUGUGUUCCUAUAGAGCUUCUAUGGCCAUCAGCUUAGUUUCCGCUGACGAGGACACUGAUGGUACAGAGAUAUGCCCAAAACGGCGCCGACACCAAAACAUUGAAAGCAUUGCUGACAUCAUCCAAAGCAUAGCUGACAAGGUGGAUGCAGCAACAACCUUCAACAUCUGCGUUACGAGGGACCAGAUGCUGGAAAGAGGCAUGAAACUGUGGCAACGACAAAAUAAAUCUUCCCCCAAAAACCUUCUUACAGUUUCAUUCAUAGGAGAGGCUGGCAUUGACAGUGGUGCCCUGAGGAAGGAAUUUUUAACUGAAAUGCUGGCAGGGAUCGAGAGGAGGUUUUUUGAGGGGGGCAUUGAUGGCAAAGUACCAAAGUACUCAAUGACCGACUUUGAAAAAUACAACUUCAAGUAGGUUGUAAAAAAAGGCAGAUGAAGUGAAACUAUAGCAAUGCUUUUCUUUACACUCUCUCAUGCACACAGAUACUCAUGUUAUGAGAAGUAUAUUGUAUCAAAAAUAUUAACAUUAAUUGUUGUUAUUUUAAACAUCUUUCAGAUUACAUUGCUCGAAUUCAAAAAACACUUUACUACACAAAUAUUAGGCCCAAUGCGC
This is a messenger RNA of Entelurus aequoreus (snake pipefish), 891 nucleotides long. RefSeq lists its product as uncharacterized. The coding region runs from base 46 to 693 and encodes 215 amino acids. Gene Ontology annotation, molecular function: ubiquitin-protein transferase activity. The transcript has 5 exons. Lineage: Eukaryota; Metazoa; Chordata; Actinopteri; Syngnathiformes; Syngnathidae. The record is from RefSeq and is a predicted model, not a curated record.